This is a messenger RNA of Lottia gigantea (owl limpet), 162 nucleotides long. RefSeq lists its product as hypothetical. The transcript has a single exon. NCBI's taxonomy places the organism in Eukaryota, Metazoa, Mollusca, Gastropoda, Lottiidae. The annotation marks the transcript as partial. The record is from RefSeq and is a predicted model, not a curated record.
UGUGCUACCACCAGAGCUAUCUUUCUGCUCCUAAUGUGCGACCACCAGAGCUAUCUUUCUGCCCCUAAUGUGCUACCAUCAGAGCUAUCUUCCUGCCCCUAUUGUGCUACUACCAGAGCUAUCCUCCUGCCUGUAAUGUGUUACUACCAGAGCUAUCUUUAG